This is a messenger RNA of Phragmites australis (common reed), 1687 nucleotides long. RefSeq names its product putative cis-zeatin O-glucosyltransferase. Bases 130 to 1524 code for a protein of 464 amino acids. The transcript has a single exon. NCBI's taxonomy places the organism in Eukaryota, Viridiplantae, Streptophyta, Magnoliopsida, Poales, Poaceae. The record is from RefSeq and is a predicted model, not a curated record. Gene Ontology annotation, molecular function: UDP-glycosyltransferase activity.
GUGAUCCAAUAGGCUAUUGUCAAUGAAAACUAGAUGCAUAAGUUGGACUUGACAGGGUUCCAGAAAAUCUCUCGAUAUACCGUCAGUCGCCACUGGAAGUAAACUGCACACACGCAGUCUGCAAACUCGAUGGACGUUGAAACGAUGGAAUCGGUUGCCGUCGUGGCGGUGCCGUUCCCGGCGCAGGGCCACCUGAACGGGAUGCUGCACCUGUCGCUGCUGCUCGCGUCGCGGGGGCUCCCCGUGCACUACGCGGCGCCCGGGACGCACGUCCGCCAGGCACGCGCGCGCGUGCACAGCUGGGACCCGGAGGCGCUCCGCUCCAUCGAGUUCCACGACCUCGAGGUCACCCAGUACGCCUCUCCACCCCCGAACCCGACCGCGCCCUCGCCCUUCCCGUCCCACCUCAUGCCGAUGUUCGAGACCUUCAUCGCCGCCGCGCGCGCCCCGCUCGCGGGCCUCCUCGAGCGGCUCUCGGCGACACAUCGCCGUGUGGUCGUCGUGUUCGACCGGUUGAGUUCCUUCGCCGCAGCGGAGGCGGCGCGGCUGAGUAACGGCGAGGCGCUCGGGUUCCAGUGCGUGGCAGUCUCGUACAACAUCGGGUGGGUGGACCCCGGGCACCAGCUCCUGCGUGACCACGGCCUCCAGUUCCUCCCUGUCGAAGCCUGCAUGUCCAAGGAGUUCGUGGAGUACAUCGUCCGGGCGGAGCAGGACGAGAAGGGCGCACCCGUCGCCGGCGUGGUCAUGAACACGUGCCGCGUGCUCGAGGGCGAGUUCAUCGACGUGGUCGCCGCGCACCCAGAGUUCCAUGGCCAGAAGUUCUUCGAGGUUGGGCCGUUGAACCCGCUGCUCGAUGCGGACGCCCGAACGCCGGGGCAGCCGCUGCACGAGUGCCUGGAGUGGCUCGACAAGCAGUCGCCCGCGUCUGUGCUCUACGUCUCCUUCGGCACGACGUCGUCUCUCCGCGCGGAGCAGAUAGCCGAGCUCGCCGCGGCACUGAAGGGCAGCAAGCAACGUUUCAUUUGGGUGCUGCGCGACGCCGACCGCGCCGACAUAUUCGCCGAGUCCGGCGAGAGCCGGCACGCGAAGUUCCUGUCCCAGUUCACAAAAGAAAUCGAGGGGACGGGGCUGGUGAUCACCGGGUGGGCGCCGCAGCUGGAGAUCCUGGCGCACAGCGCCACGGCGGCGUUCAUGAGCCACUGCGGCUGGAACUCGACCAUGGAGAGCCUGAGCCACGGGAAGCCGGUGCUGGCCUGGCCAAUGCACUCUGACCAGCCAUGGGACUCGGAGCUUCUCUGCAAGUACCUCAAAGCCGGCCUCCUCGUGCGUCCCUGGGAGAAGCACAGUGAAGUGAUUCCGGCGGAGGCCAUUCAAAAGGUCAUCGAGGAGGCAAUGAUGUCUGACCGCGGAAUGGCAGUGCGGCAGCGGGCCAAGGAGCUCGGGGAGGCCGUCCGCGCCUCCGUGGCAGACGGCGGGACAUCACGUAAGGGCCUGGACGACUUCAUUGGGUACAUCACGAGGUGAACGACGCAUGCAUGAUGCCAUGUAGGAAUUGAAGACUCUUCUUGUGCUUUGAGCGGUUGAUUUGAUCAUUUUGAAUUUUUUUUCAUAGAAAAAAGAGCAUCUUGUACUGCAAAACUAUACGAAUAUGUUGUAUCAGAUACUAUACAGAAGCUUCUGGGCACUU